Molecule: messenger RNA, 3547 nt
Organism: Nycticebus coucang (slow loris)
Lineage: Eukaryota; Metazoa; Chordata; Mammalia; Primates; Lorisidae
Product: U4/U6 small nuclear ribonucleoprotein Prp3-like
Biological process (GO): mRNA splicing, via spliceosome
Cellular component (GO): U4/U6 x U5 tri-snRNP complex
Source: RefSeq, a predicted model, not a curated record
GCGACCUCAGACUCUGGGCUCAAGCGAUUCUCUUGUCUCAGCCUGAGUAGCUGGGGCUACAGACGCCCGCCACAACUCCUAGCUAGUUUUAGAGACCGGGUCUCGCUCUUACUCAGGCUGGUUUCGAAUCUGUGCGUUAGGCGACCCACCUUGGCCUCCUAAGUGCUGGGAUUACAGGCGUGAGCUGCUGCCUGGACCUGUGUUGGAUUUAAUAUCCGAAUUUGUGUAUGUUGUCAGUCGUAACGGCUGCCAGCGGUCCUCACGUUGGAUUUAGUGCUCACCACCAAAAGGAGGUGUGCACUCUGUGGGGUUCACAGUGCGAAUAGUUAUUUUGGAGAACUAUUUGUAAGUGAGUUCAAAAUUAAGACGUUUGGAAAGUGAUGUUUAAAAAGUUAGGAUCAGGUUGGGGCCUGUGGCUCAAAGGAGUAGGGCCCCAGCCCCAUAUGCCGGAGUUGGCAGGUUCAAACCCAGCCCCAGCCAAAAACUGCCAAAAAAAAAGUUUGGAUCAUGAAAUUUUGGAAUUUAAACUUUAACAAAUAUUUUAAUUGAAAAAGCCAUGCUUGGUGUAUGCUUUUUAAAACGAAGAAGAAAAUAAAUACUUCUCUUGUCCUUCAAAGAAAAGUAUUUGUCUUAGAGACAACCAGGCCAGGAGCCAAAGAGCUGCAGUCUUGGGAUUUCCAAGUCAAGGAAAGACCCCCAAGAGUAGUAGAACUGCUGAGUCAAAGGAUAUGGACACCACUGUAGAUCCCGACGCAGUCCAUGGCUGUAUGAGAGGUAUGAACACCACUGAUUAUGUUAGUGGAGAUGUGAAUAGGUUUCCACCAGUAUGCUUCUGUAUUUGAUCUCUAACACACUUUGCUUUUUCAAGUUGAAUUCUGGAAUUGGAGAAUCUUGUUCAGAUAGUAGUAGAUUUUCUUAUUGAAUUCAAAGAGUUACCAUGGUAUUUUGAAUUUUGUACUACAAAAUUUUAAUGACAUCAUCAUUCACGGAAGGGUGGUGGUGAUUCCGUUUGCUCGAUUAGGUUUGAAUGACACAGUCCUAGGGUGGGACCUUUGCUGGUGAAUGGGCGGGGACUGUGUCUCAGGCACCAUAAAAGGGCACUGUAUUCCAGCACAAAUUCAGAGGCAACCAGGCCAGGAGCCAAAGAGCUGCAGCCUUGGGAUCUCCAAGACGUCCACUGGAAAUCUCCAACUCAAGACGACUAUCAUUAGACAUUCCACAAAAAAAAAGCCAUAACAUAGCCAUCUCAGGGGCUGAAGUUUCUGAGUAUUGAAUCCCACUUGAGCUAUUUUACUUCUCCUGAACAAUGGCACUGUCUAAGAGGGAGCUGGAUGAGCUGAAACCAUGGAUAGAGAAGACAGUGAUGAGAGUAUUGGGUUUCUCAGAGCCCAUAGUGGUAACAGCAGCACUGAACUGUGUGGGGAAGGGCAUGGACAAGAAGAAGGCAGCUGACCCUCUGAAACCUUUUCUUGAUGAUUCUACUCUCCGAUUUGUGGACAAGCUAUUUGAGGCUGUGGAGAGGGGCCGAAGCUCUAGGCAUUCCAAGUCUAGCAGUGAUAGGAGCAAAAAACGAGAGCUAAAGGAGGUGUUUGGUGGUGACUCUGAGAUUUCCAAAGAAUCUUUGGGAGUAAAGAAGCGACGAAUACCCCAUCUUGAGGAGGUGGAAGAGGAACCAGAGGUGAUCCCUGGUCCUUCAUCAGAGAGCCUGGGCAUGCCGACUAAGCUCCAGAUCAAACAGAUCAUGGAAGCAGCAACACGACAAAUUGAGGAGAGAAAAAAACAACUGAACUUCAUUAGCCCCCCUACACCUCAGCCGAAGACAACUCCUUCCUCCCAACCAGAGCAACUUCCAAUUGGCAACACUAUUCAGCCUUCCCAGGCUGCCACUUUGAUGAAUGAUGCCAUUGACAAAGCAAGGAAGGCAGCUGAACUACAAGCUGGAAUCCAAGCCCAGCUGGCACUAAAGCCAGGACUCAUUGGCAAUACCAACAUGGUGGGCCUGCCUAAUCUCCAUGCUAUGGGCAUUGCUCCCCCAAAGGUGGAAUUAAAAGAUCAAACUAAACCUACACCACUGAUGCUAGAUGAACAGGGUCGCACUGUAGAUGCAACAGGGAAGGAGAUUGAGCUGACACAUCGCAUGCCUACUCUUAAGGCUAAUAUUCAUGCUGUGAAAAGGGAGCAAUUCAAGCAACAGCUAAAAGAAACGCCAUCAGAAGAUACGGAGUCCAAUACGUUUUUUGACCCCUGAGUUUCAAUUGCCCCUUCCCAACGCCAGAGACGAACUUUUAAAUUCCAUGACAAAGGCACAUUUGAGAAAAUUGCUCAGCGAUUACGGACCAAGGCUCAACUAGAGAAGCUGCAGGCAGAGAUCUCACAGGCAGCUCAAAAAACAGGCAUACAUACUUCCAUUAGGCUUGCCCUCAUUGCUCCUAAAAAGGAAUUAAAGGAAGGAGAUAUCCCUGAAGUUGAGUGGUGGGACUCUUACAUCAUCCCCAAUGGCUUUGACCUUACAGAGGAAAAUCCCAAGAGAGAAGAUUAUUUUGGAAUCACAAAUCUUGUUGAACAUCCAGCUCAGCUUAAUCCUCCAGUUGACAAUGACACACCAGUUACUCUGGGGGUGUAUCUUACCAAAAAGGAACAGAAGAAACUUCGGAGGCAGACAAGGAGAGAAGCACAGAAAGAACUACAAGAGAAAGUCAGGCUGGGCCUGAUGCCUCCUCCAGAACCCAAAGUGAGAAUUUCUAAUCUGAUGCGAGUAUUAGUCACAGAAGCUGUUCAAGACCCCAUGAAGAUAGAAGCCCAUGUCAAAGCUCAAAUGGCAAAAAGACAGAAAGCACACGAAGAGGCCAAUGCUGCCCCAAAACUUACAGCAGAACAGAGAAAGGUCAAGAAAAUUAAAAAGCUUAAAGAAGACAUUUCACAGGGGGUACACAUAUCUGUAUAUAGAGUUCAAAAUUUGAGCAACCCAGCCAAGAAGUUCAAGAUUGAGGCCAAUGCUGGACAACUGUACCUGGCCGGGGUGGUGCACAAGGAUGUCAAUGUGGUAGUAGUGGAAGGGGGCCCCAAAGCCCAGAAGAAAUUUAAGCGUCUUAUGCUGCAUCGGAUAAAGUGGAAUGAACAGACAUCUAACACGAAGGGAGAUGAUGAUGAGGAAGCUGUGACGAAAACCAACAAAUGUGUACUGGUCUGGGAGGGUACAGCCAAAGACCGGAGCUUUGGAGAGAUCAAGUUCAAACAGUGCCCUACAGAGAACAUGGCUCGUGAGCAUUUCAAAAAGCAUGGGGCUGAACACUACUGGGACAUUGCACUGAGUGAAUCUGUGUCAGAGUCCACUGCCUGAGACUACUGCGACCCCUUCCUCUUCCUCCUUGUGGUUUGUCUCUUUAGUCCUCUCCCUUAUUCUACUUCCAAGCCCACCCCAGUUGUGUGUGUAAUCUCAGCACUGUGCCAAGCAGACACUGGGACAAAGGGAGAAUAUCCUACUCCCUUCCCCAGUGACCCUGGUGUUUCCUUUUAUCCCCCUUACGUACAUAUGAUUAAAGAGUUA